This is a messenger RNA of Asterias rubens (European starfish), 1665 nucleotides long. RefSeq names its product soluble guanylate cyclase gcy-33-like. Gene Ontology annotation, biological process: cGMP biosynthetic process; intracellular signal transduction; receptor guanylyl cyclase signaling pathway. Gene Ontology annotation, molecular function: peptide receptor activity; guanylate cyclase activity. The transcript is spliced from 5 exons. Bases 54 to 1292 code for a protein of 412 amino acids. The record is from RefSeq and is a predicted model, not a curated record. Lineage: Eukaryota; Metazoa; Echinodermata; Asteroidea; Forcipulatida; Asteriidae.
GGGACCUUGACUUAUCUUCAAGACAUCAAUGCAUGUUCUUGGCGUUUUAGUUGAUGUUUGAAAGGAUCAAUGGAAUCACUGUGGUAGACAUGUUGAAUCGUUUAUACAUGUGUUUCGAUGGCCGUAUCGACAUCUACGAUGUAUAUAAAGUGGAGACGAUUGGAGAUGCCUACAUGGUGGUCAGUGGUUGCCCUCAUCUCAACGGGGAUAAACAUACCGGGGAGAUCGCAACGAUGGCCCUAGACCUUCGUAGUGCCAUCAAGCAGGUCCAGUUGCCCCAUGACCCGGAGAGAAAGCUAGAACUCCGAAUCGGUAUUCACACUGGGCCGUGUGUUGCGGGUGUCGUUGGUUCAAAGAUGCCUCGAUAUUGUCUUUUCGGUGACACCGUAAAUACAGCUUCAAGAAUGGAGUCAAACAGUCUACCAAAUAAGAUCCACGCCAGUGACGUCACAUACAUGGCCCUGUCCAAAGACAGUUCGUACGAGAUGGAAAAGCGAGGAGAAAUUAACAUCAAGGGAAAGGGUAUGAUGAAUACUUACUGGUUGGUCAGCCGUAAAGGAUACGGCGAGCAAAAUGAAAGCAUGGUGUGCCAUAUUGACUUCGCUAAGAUCAGGGCCCAAAAGAAGGCUGCACGGGAGGCCAAAAAGAAAGCAGAAGAAGAAAAAGCCAAGAAGAAAGCAGAAGAAGAGGAGGCGAGAAUUAAAGAAGAGGAAGCUGAGGCCAAAAAAGACGAGGACGAAGCAGGAUCUACACAAAAAGCAGAGCAAAAUGAGGCCAAGAAAGACGAGGACGAAGCAGGGUCCACACAAAAAGAAGAACUAGCUGAAGCUAAGAAAGAUGAAGAAGCAGAACUCACAAUUAAAGAAGUGGUGGCUGUGGCUAAGAAAGACGAAGCAGAGUCCAGAAACAAAGAAGAGGGAGCUGAGACUACGCUAGAUGAAGAAAAACACAAGUCAACCAUUAAAAUUCCACAAGACGAGUCCACAAACAACAAAGGAGAGACGACACUUGAAGGCGCUAGUAACAUUUCUCCCUGGACUGAGGCUACAAAAGAAGAAAAAAAAUCAGAGUCCAUAAAUAUAGAAAAGGCAGCUGAAGCUACGCUUGAUGAAGAAACACACAGGUCAGCCACUAAAAAUAUACCACAAGAGGAGCCUAAAAACAUUAAAGGAGAGUCGACACUUGAGGGCGCUAGCAUUUCUCCUGUACUUGUUUUCAAACCGGCAGCAACGGGCGCGAGUGACCACGUGGAGUCAAAGGCAGCUGAUAAAGAUAAUUCAAAUAAUAAGUGAAGAAGUAUUAGAUACAGAUAAUGGUGAAGUACAUGAUGAUUUCAAAUGAGUUGGAGACAGGUCAAGAGUAGUUUUUGAAUAUUAAGGAGGAUGGAUAAACACAAUAUUUUUAUCAAAAUUCAGAAACCUCUGAUUGUUAUUACGCACGCCCAACCCUUACCAGCAUACAACAUUUUCAUACAUUUGUGAUGAAUAAAUUGUGCAAGUUUCUCGCGCGUAUUGUAAAUGCGAAACAAAAGUCGAAUGAAGAUUUGUUUGUUUGUUUGUUUGAUCUUUUAAAAGUAUAUUUUACACAAUUUUCUGAAAAAUUUAAAAACCAGUCUGUUAAUAUAAAGAAUAAUGUUUAUGUGCGACAAAUAAAGUUUUUUUAACA